This is a messenger RNA of Salvelinus namaycush (lake trout), 13344 nucleotides long. It is a transcript of the gene hmcn1, whose product is annotated as hemicentin 1. Gene Ontology annotation, biological process: synapse organization; homophilic cell-cell adhesion. Gene Ontology annotation, molecular function: axon guidance receptor activity. NCBI's taxonomy places the organism in Eukaryota, Metazoa, Chordata, Actinopteri, Salmoniformes, Salmonidae. The record is from RefSeq and is a predicted model, not a curated record. Gene Ontology annotation, cellular component: plasma membrane; axon; neuronal cell body. The transcript has 83 exons. Bases 358 to 13344 code for a protein of 4328 amino acids.
CACGGCAGCUGAGCUGAGCUCCUUCAUAACUUCAGAACAAGAGUGUGAGCUCCUUCAUAACUUCAGAACAAGAGUGUGAGAAGCUCAGAAGGUCCAACAGGGCGGUGGAGGUCACGCGCACUGAAUCGGAACGUUGAAGGGAGCGAGAGCAUCUUUGACAGCAUCUAAACUUUUCCACCACUUUUCUCCUAUUUUUUUUAAAGGAAGACAAUAUUGGCUUUUUCAUCACUAUCUUGUUACUGUUUUUAGCGAGCCAAUGUCUCUCCCUUUACCCCAAGAUUCAUCCUGAGGUUCUGAGCGGAGACACAAACUAUUACAACUUUGUUGGCGACGCGUCAUAGACCGUUCGGUCUGAAAAUGGGCAUCAAGCGUGUGCCAUUGUUGCUUGUGCAGGUACUUCUCCUGGUGGCUGUGUCCUCCGGGCAGAACACGGGGACCGAAGGGACAAAAGAGGAGAUCCCAGAAGGAGCGUCCACCCUGGCGUUCGUCUUUGAUGUCACCGGCUCCAUGUACGAUGAUCUCGUGCAGGUUAUUGAGGGGGCAUCCAAGAUUUUGGAGAUGUCGCAGAGUAGAACAAAGAGACCCCUCUACAACUAUGCAUUGGUUCCGUUCCACGACCCGGAAAUAGGACCGGUAACCAUCACAACGGAUCCGAAGAAGUUUCAGUUUGAACUGAGGGAGCUGUACGUCCAGGGAGGUGGAGACUGCCCAGAAAUGAGCAUUGGCGCCAUCAAGAUCGCCCUGGAGAUCUCCCUGCCAGGGUCCUUCAUUUACGUCUUCACAGAUGCCCGAUCCAAAGACUACAAGCUGACCCAGGAGGUCCUGCAGCUCAUCCAGCAGAAACAGUCUCAGGUGGUGUUUGUGCUGACAGGGGACUGUGAUGACCGGGCUCACAUUGGGUACAAGGUCUAUGAAGAGAUCGCCUCCACCAGCUCUGGACAGGUGUUCCACCUGGACAAGAAACAAGUCAACGAGGUGUUGAAAUGGGUGGAAGAGGCAGUGCAGUCAUCCAAGGUCCACCUGCUGUCCACUGACCACUACAACAGGGUCAGCAACACCUGGCCAAUCCCCUUUGACCCCAGCCUGAAGGAGGUCACUGUGGCACUCAGCGGCCCUGCACCUGACAUCGAGAUACGCAACCCCCAGGGGAAGCUCGUCGGGAAGAGCGAUGGUCUGACGGAACUCCUGCACAUUCCUAACUCUGCCAGGGUCAUCAACAUCAAGGACCCGGAGCCUGGAAUGUGGUCCAUUAAGACGUCUAGCGAGGGCAGACACUCAGUCCGGAUCUCAGGAGUCAGCACCAUCGACUUCCGGGCCGGAUUUUCCAGGAAGCCCACUCUGGACUUCAAGAUGACCUCUAGCCGGCCGGUUCAAGGUAUCGCCACUUACAUCCUGCUGAACACCACAGGGCUGUUCCAUCCGGCACGAGCUGAUAGGCUGGAGCUUGUAUCAAUCACAGGCGGUGUGAUUAAGACCCUCCCAGUGCGGUACUAUCCCAACACUGGGACGGGAAGUCCCCUGACAGGAACCAUCUGGAACAUCACAGAGUUUGUCCCGCCGAAAGAGGCCUUCUUCCUGCGGGUCACAGGUUAUGACAAGGACGGCUUCCUGUUCCAGAGGGUCUCCAGUGUGUCCUUCUCCAGUAUUGUUCCUGAUGCACCUAAGGUUGUGAUGCCCCCCACCACCCCGGGGUACUACCUGCAGAGAGGGACCAUCUCCUGCCAGGUAGACAGCCUCAUCCCCUUCACCCUGCGCUUCACCAGGGAGGGGAAAAGCCUGGGUGUCGAUCAGCUCUUCAGGGAGUCAGCCAAUGCGUUAUGGGAGCUGGCCCAGGUGACUCUGAAGGAUGAGGGCUUCUAUGAGUGCAUCGCCAUCAGCAACGCUGGGACAGGACGCGCCCGAACCUUCCUGGAUGUCUCAGAGCCCCCCCAGGUGUCAGUGGACCCCCGGCACAAGACCUUUACCACGGGACAGGAAGUGAGGAUCAGGUGCUCGGCCAGAGGUUACCCCGCCCCCCACCUGGUCUGGACACACAACGACAUGUUCCUCAUGGGUUCCAGCAGACACAGAAUGACCCCUGAUGGGAGUCUGAUCAUCAGGAACAUGGAACAGAAGGAUGCUGGGGUGUACGGCUGUCUGGCCAGUAACCUGGCUGGGACAGACACUCAAACAUCCGUCCUCACCUAUAUCGAGUCCCCUGUGGUGAUCGUGGUGCUGAGUGAGAUUCUGAUUGGUCUAGGAGAAACCGCCAUCUUGGCAUGCUCCGCCUCAGGGAUCCCCCAGCCGGAGAUCAGGUGGUUCAAAGGCGACCUGCAGCUGCGGCCAUCCUCCUACAUGGAUAUUGACCCCCUGGGAGGGACUCUGACGAUCAAGGAGACACAGGACGUUGACGCGGGGGACUACACCUGUGUGGCUGCGAACCCUUCAGGAACCUCCUCACCUGGGAAGAUCACCCUGGAUGUAGGAUCUGCACCCCAGUUCACCAGAGAACCGUCUGACGUGGCGGCGGACAUUGGCUCUAACGUGACCAUGCCGUGCCACGCGCAGGGGUACCCCGAACCCCAGAUCACCUGGAGGAGGGAGGACAACGCACCCGUCUUCACCAGACACCCCACACACAGCACCAUCACACAGAAGACAGGAGGGGACCUGCAAAUCAGCAAUCUGUGGGUGGAGGAUGAGACGGUGUAUGUGUGUGAGGCCCAGAACCAGUUUGGGAGGAUCCAGACCCACGCCAGAGUCACUGUCACCGGACUGGUGUCCCCGGUGAUUGGCCACAGUCCGGGGGUGCUGAAUGUGAUCAAGGAGCAGCAGGUGACUCUGCCUUGUGUGCUGCUGGCGGGAAACCCCCUACCUGAGAGACGCUGGCUACACAACCACGGCCUGGUGAGCUCCAGCCCGUAUGUGACGGUGCGUAGAGACGGCAGCCUGCAUAUAGAACACGUUCGUCUGGAGGACGGAGGGGAAUACACCUGCCUGGCAGAGAACGUGCUGGGCUCCAGCAACCGCACCACCACCGUCAACAUCUAUGUGAUGCCUACCAUCCAACAUGGCCCUCAGGUCUUCAGUACCAUAGAGGGCACCCCCAUCUCCCUACCCUGUCGUGCCGACGGUGUGCCCACGCCCGACAUCACCUGGUCCAAGCGAGGGGAGCUGUUGAACGUCAGUGGUCUGUCCUUCUCUCUGGGGUCUGACGGCAGCCUCCACAUCACCUCCCCCACCGGGGAAGAGUCUGGGGAGUUUGUCUGCACUGCAACCAACGCAGCCGGCUACAGGUCCAAGAAGGUCCAGCUCACUGUCUACGUGCGUCCCAGGCAGAGCGGGGGCUCUGGAGGGGUGGGGAGCAACGGUGGGGCCCUGGAGGUGUCUGUCAUCGAGGGAGAGGACGUGACCCUGCCCUGUGAGGUCCAAAGUAUCCCCCCUCCAAUCAUCACCUGGGCCAAGGAGAAACAGCUCAUCUCCCCCUUCUCACCCAGACACACCCAGCUGCCCUCUGGUUCCAUGAAGAUCCUGGAGAGCCGGGUGUCAGACAGUGGUCUGUACGUGUGUGUGGCCUCUAACAUCGCAGGCAACUUCACCCAGAACAUUCUCCUCAGUGUCCUCGUGCCCCCCAGUAUCCAAGCUGGCCCGAGGGUGUUGAAGGUGCAGGUGGGGCAUCCUGUGGAUCUUCCCUGCGUUGCACGGGGGUUUCCACAGCCCUUCUUGGCCUGGCUGAAGGAUGGCGCCGCCCUGGUGGUGGACGGGACACAGUACAGGACCUCCCCCGAUGGCUCUCUGACCUUAGGCCAGGUGGGGCUGGGUGAUCAAGGGACUUACACCUGCCUGGCCACCAGCAUCGCUGGAAGAGACCAGGCCAACGUACAGCUGCAGGUGCAAGUUCCCCCCGUGGUUGAUGUCCUGGAGCCCCCCUUCAACAGCCCCCACCAGGAGAGAGUAGCCAACCAGCGCAUCGCCUUCCCCUGCCCAGCCAAAGGCACUCCUACCCCCGUGAUAAAGUGGUUGCGUAAUGGUCAGGAGCUGACAGGGAACGAGCCCGGUCUGACCAUCAUGGAGGAUGGAACCCUUCUCAUCCUGGCAUCGGUGUCUCAGCUGGACAACGGAGAGUAUGUCUGCACUGCCGCCAACGAGGCUGGCACCACCCAGAAGAAGUACCAGCUCAAAGUCAACGUGCCCCCAGAUCUCCGUGACAACGGGGCGCCGGGCAACGUGUCGGUGGUUCUGAACCAGCCCACCAACCUGGUGUGUGAUGUCAUAGGAAGUCCCGUUCCCGUCAUCACCUGGUACAAGGAUGGCGUUCCUGUGGUUCCCAGUAGCAGUGUUCAGAUCUUGCAGCGGGGGAAGACCCUGAGGCUAUUGAAGGCCGACAUGGCAGACGCAGGAAGUUAUAGCUGCAAGGCCAUCAACAUCGCAGGAAGUACAGAGAAGGACUUCCUCCUGGAAGUGCUGGUCCCCCCCACCAUCGUAGGGACCGGCUCCCCCAGGGAUGUGUCGGCAGUGCUCAACCAGGAGAUCAGUCUGGACUGUAAGGUCAAAGGAACUCCCUUUCCCACAAUCCAGUGGUACAAAGACAGGAAACUGGUGUUCCUAGGUGACCCCAACAUAGAGGUCAGCAACAAGGGCCAGACAUUGAAAAUAAAGAGUGCUCGUCUCGGAGACCAGGCACGCUACCAGUGUAGUGUCACCAACGCGGCGGGCAAACAGACCAAAGACUUCAAUCUCAGUGUCUACGUCCCUCCCACUAUAAAGGGUGGUAACGUGACCUCAGAGGUCACCGCCCUCCUGGAUACCGUAGUAACGCUGGAGUGUGAGGCGCGCGGCGUUCCGCUCCCCGCCAUCACCUGGUACCGUAACGGAGAUGCCAUCCUGUCCAGCCACCAGGCGCAGUACGUGGACCGAGGUCACUUCCUGCGGAUCCCACGCGCCCAGGCGUCUGACACUGGUCAGUUCAGCUGCAGGGUCACCAGUGUGGCGGGCACUGCAGAGAAGAACUUUGAGCUGGACGUUUACCUUCCUCCUUCCAUCGAGGGGGGGCAGGACACCGUUACAGAGAGAAAGGUGGUACUCACUAAGCCCCUUACCCUGGAGUGUGAGGCAGGGGGGCACCCUCCACCCACCCUGACAUGGUUGAAGGACGGCGUACCUGUCCGGAAUGGGGAGAGCAUCAACAUUCUGGAGCAAGGCCGGAAAAUCGAGAUCCUCUCUGCUUCUGUGUCCGACGCCGGCCGCUAUGUCUGCGUGGCAACCAGCGUUGCCGGGGAGAAGGAGAUCAACUAUGAUGUCAGUGUCCUAGUUCCCCCUGUGGUGGAGGGAGGGGACGAGGUCACAGACACCACGGUCAUCAUCAACAACCUCCUGGAGCUAGAGUGUCGUGCCACGGGAACACCUUCACCCAUCUUCACGUGGUUUAAGGACGGUCAGCCGGUCAGGCAGGGUGAGGGGGUGAGGGUCACGGCUAAUGGCCGUCGGCUGGUCAUCUCUCGGCCCCAGGUCUCAGACACGGCACGCUUCCAGUGUGUGGCAAGCAACGAGGCCGGAGACCAUAAGAGGGACUUCAAUGUGGCCGUCCAUGUCCCUCCAUCGAUCCGCUCCACCGGUCCCUCUGAGAGGUCCGUGGUCCUCCACAAGCCCAUCAGCCUCCAGUGUGUUCCCAGUGGCACCCCUCUCCCCAGCAUCACCUGGCUCAAAGAUGGCCGCCCUGUGGACACCGCCCAGGAGUACCUGAAGUUGGAGUCGGCCGGUAGGACACUGCAUAUCACGGAGGCCAGAAUAGAGGAUGCUGGGAGAUAUACAUGUGUGGCAACGAACGCAGCAGGAGAGACCCAGCAACACAUCCGCCUCAGUGUCCAUGAGCCUCCAAGCGUCCCUUCUUCUGGAGAGACCUUCAAUGAGACCAUCAUAGCAGGCUACCCCAUCCAGCUGGAGUGCAAGGCCACAGGGAGUCCAGUUCCUGCCAUUACCUGGUACAAGGACGGUCGACCUCUAACCAGCGCAGCCGGGGUGACCAUCCUGAAGCGCGGUCAGCUGCUGGAGAUCGACCGUACUCAGCUGUCCGACGCCGGGCUGUACCGAUGUAUAGCAGUCAACGUGGCCGGAACCUCAGAGCUCUCUCACAGGCUGCAGGUGUACGUGCCCCCUGCCAUCUCCAGCCGCAGUGCCAUGGUGACGGUGGUGGUGAACGACCCUGCCAGGCUGGAGUGUGAGGCCACCGGCGUUCCUCUGCCAAGUCUUACCUGGCUCAAAGAUGGCAGCCCUGUUGCCAGUGUCUCCGAUGGCAUACAGGUGUUGUCCGGUGGUACAGUGCUGUCUCUCAGCAGUGCCCAGGUCAGUGAUACAGGGAAGUACACCUGUGUGGCCGUCAACGCAGGAGGAGAGCAGCAGAGAGAAUACGACCUGCGGGUGUACGUGCCACCCAACAUCAUGGGUGAGGAGGUGAAUGCCACUGUAAUGCUGGGUCGCUCGGAAGAGCUGCGUUGCCAGAGUGACGCGAUCCCUCCUCCCACUCUGUCCUGGCGCAAAGAUGGCCGCCCGCUCUUCAGGAAGCCAGGACUGACCGUGUCGGAGGAUGGGAGUGUGCUGAAGAUUGACAGUGCUCAGGUGCAGGACUCCGGCAGAUACACCUGUGAGGCAACCAAUAUCGCUGGCAAGACUGAGAAGAACUAUAACCUCAAUGUCUGGGUCUCUCCCAGUAUCCGGGGUUCAGAGGAUGUGUCUCCCAUGACAGUGAUUGAGGGAAGUCUGAUCACUCUUGUGUGUGAGUCCAGUGGCAUUCCACCUCCCAGCCUCACCUGGCGCAAGAACGGUUCAGAGUUGAAGUCGGACUCGAGGGUCCGGGCCCUGUCUGGGGGUCGUCAGCUACAGAUCUCCGGUGCUGAGAGGACAGACUCCGCCUCUUACACCUGCACCGCCUCCAACGCCGCCGGCAACACAGCCAAGGAGUACAGCCUGCAGGUGUAUGUCCGCCCUUCCAUCAGACGCAGUGAGGGGACCGCAGGAAAUGACAUCACCAUGACGAGGGGAGGAGACAUCACGCUGCAGUGCGAGGCCGACGGCGUGCCCCGCCCAGCGGUCACAUGGCUGAAGGACGGUAGACCAAUCACAGGCCAGCGUGGGGCUCAGGUGCUAAAUGAGGGGCGGCUCCUACAAAUCAAGGACGCCAAGGUUUCGGACACGGGGCGCUACACGUGUGUGGCGGUGAAUGUGGCGGGACAGGCCGACAGCAAGCAUGAUGUCAACGUACACGUCCCCCCCAGUAUCAGCGGUCAGACCCAGGUCCCAGAGAAUGUGAGUGUGGUGGUGAACAACCCUGUGGUCCUUACCUGUGAGGCCUCCGGCAUCCCUCUUCCUGCUAUCACCUGGCUGAAGGACGGACGGCCAAUCAGAGCCUCCAGCUCUGUCCGCGUCCUCUCAGGAGGGCGGAGCCUUCGUCUGAUGCACGCAGCAGUGGAGGAUGCUGGGAGAUACAGCUGCAUUGUGUCCAACACGGCCGGAGAGGAGAGGAAGAACUUUGACCUGGACAUCCUGGUCCCCCCUAGCAUUGUGGAUGAAGGCACGGUGCAGGAUGCCAAGGUCAAGGAGAAACACAACGUGACACUGACCUGUGAGGUCGCAGGUAACCCAGUGCCGGAGAUCACCUGGCUGAAGGACGGACAGUCGUUAGGGACAGACAGACGUCACCAGGUGUUGUCUCACGGACGGUACCUCCAGAUAUCUGGUGCCCAGGUGGAUGACACGGGCAGGUACAGCUGCCUGGCACACAACAGAGCAGGAGACCGCAGCAGACACUUCAACCUCAAUGUACUGGUGUCUCCCACCAUCGUGGGCUCAGGUCCCGAGGGUUCGGCUGAAGAGGUGACGGUCACCCUGAGUAGCCCCACGUCUCUGGUGUGUGAGGUGCAGUCCUACCCCCCUGCCCUCAUCACAUGGCUCAAGGAUGGGACGCCGUUCGAGUCCAGCCACAACGUCCGAGUUCUGCCAGGUGGGCGGAACCUGCAGAUCCUGAACGCCAAGGAGGAGGAUGCUGGGAGGUACACCUGUGUGGCCACUAAUGAGGCUGGAGACAGCCUGAAGAACUACGAGGUCAAAGUUUACAUUCCUCCCCAAAUCAAUAAGAAUGAUGUCCCAGGUGAGGGGCUGGCCCCCAAAGAGGUCAAGAUAAAGGUCAACAACACUCUGACCCUGGAGUGUGAGGCUCAGGCCAUCCCUACACCCUCACUGCAAUGGUACAAAGACGGACAGGUCCUGAGGGCAGAUGACCAUGUGACAAUUAAUGCCAACGGUCGUAUUGUCAGGAUCAAACAUGCUCAGGUGUCCGACACUGGACGCUACACCUGCGUAGCAACCAACAUCGCCGGGGAGGACGAGAAGGACUUUGAUAUAAAUAUACAAGUCCCUCCUAGUUUCCAGCGUCCCGGGGGGGUGGGAGAUACCACCUCGACACCAGGCACUGGGGGUGAUGUUAAGGAUGUGGUACUAAACAACCCUAUCUCUCUGUACUGUGAGACCAACGCUGUUCCCCCACCCACACUCACCUGGUACAAAGAUGGACACCCAAUGGCCUCCAACGAAAACGUGCUCAUCAUGCCUGGUGGGCGAGUGCUGCAGAUCCCCAGGGCUCAGGCUGAGGAUUCUGGGAGGUAUACGUGCUUGGCGGUGAACGAGGCGGGAGAGGACUCCAUCCAGUAUGACGUCAGAGUGCUGGAGCCCCCCUCAAUCCGCGGGGCGGACCGGGACCUACCUGAGGAGAUGGUGAUCCAGGUGAAUAAGACCACAGUGUUGGAGUGUCAAGUGGACGGAAGUCCCACCCCUAAAAUCACCUGGCUGAAGGACAGUCAGCCAAUAAGCCCUAAAGGACCCCACAGACUACUGUCCAAUGGACGCUCCCUGCAGGUGGUGAAUGCCCAGGUGACAGACACAGGCCACUAUGUGUGUGUGGCUGAUAACCUGGCGGGAAGCGCAGAGAAGUCCUUCAAUCUCAACGUCCAUGUCCCCCCCACCAUAGUGGGAGCUAGCCCAGAGAACGUGACGGUGGUGGUGAAUAACUUUGUGUCUCUAACUUGUGAGGCUACCGGGUUCCCCCCUCCCUCUCUGAGCUGGGUCAAAGACAGGGGUCCUGUACAGGCCAAUACCAACGCACUUAUCCUGCCAGGUGGACGCACCCUGCAGAUUCUGAGGGCUAAGAUGUCUGACGGGGGGAUGUACAGCUGUGUAGCCAUGAACCCCGCUGGAGAGACCAGGAAACUCCUCCACCUCACUGUGUUUGUCCCUCCCAGUAUCAGAGACAGCAGUGGGGACUCUCCUGUGGUGGUGAGUGUGCGUGUGGGCAACUCAGUGACUCUGGAGUGUGAGUCCAACGCUGUGCCCCCUCCCACCAUCACCUGGUACAAGAACGGUCGGAUGGUGACAGAGUCUGCCAACCUCCGCAUCCUGGCACAGGGACAGAUGCUGGAGCUGAAGGGGGCAGAGGUGUCUGACACUGGCCAGUACGUCUGCAAGGCCACCAACGUGGCCGGACAGGUGGAUAAGAACUUCCACCUCAACAUCUAUGUUCCCCCCAGUAUAGACGGUCCAGUGGAGGAGAAGAUAGUGGAGACCAUCAGCAACCCUGUCACCUUUGCCUGUGACGCCACGGGCAUUCCCCCUCCCAGCCUCAUCUGGCUCAAGAACGGUCGGACCAUAGAGAACUCAGAGUCUCUGGAGCUGCACAUCCUGUCUGGAGGCAGUAAGCUGCAGAUCGCCCGCUCCCAGCUCUCAGACUCUGGCACCUACACCUGUAUGGCUUCCAACGUGGAGGGCAAGGCUCGAAAGAGUUACCACCUCACCAUACAAGUCCCUCCCAGCAUCUCAGGUUCGGAGAUGCCCAGUGAGGUGGGGGUGCUGCUGAAUGACAGCGUCCAGCUGGUGUGUCGCUCUCAGGGAACCCCACCCCCCUCCAUCCAGUGGCUGAAGGACGGCAAGGCCCUCAAGGCAGGAUCCAGGGGACUCAGGAUCAGUGUAGAUGGCAGCACUCUGACUGUGUCUGGAGCUCACACCUCUGACAGUGGGAAGUACACCUGUGUAGCCACCAACAAGGCUGGAGAAGAGGACCGGAUAUUCAACCUCAAUGUCUAUGUGCCUCCUGUGAUCAAGGGGAACAGUGAUACGGCUGUGGAUUUGACCACUGUUCUGGACAGCUCCAUCAACAUAGAGUGUGUUGCCGUGGGCUCCCCUCCACCUCAGCUCAACUGGCUGAAGAACGGACUGCCUCUCCCUGUCUCCUCACAGAUACGCCUGCUCUCUGCCGGACAGGUGCUCAGGAUUGCGAGGGCUCAAGUCUCAGACGGCGGCACCUUUACCUGUGUGGCGUCCAACAGGGCUGGUGUGGACAACAGGCACUACAACCUACAGGUUCACGUUCCUCCCAGCCUGGACGGGGCGGGCAGUAAGGAGGACGUUACGGUGGUGAGAGGGAACCUGGCCUCCCUACUAUGUAUAGCUGAUGGAACUCCAAGCCCCUCCAUGUCCUGGCUGAGAGAGGGGGAGGCCUUGGUCCCUGGACCCCACGUCAAGCUGCUCAAUGUGGGCACCACGGUACAGAUCAUCCAGGCCAGGGUGGAGGAUACGGGACGCUACACCUGUGUGGCAAGAAACAGCGCUGGCCAUGCCAGCCGACACUUCCACCUCAAAGUACUGGACCCCCCUCGUAUCAACGGUUCGGGCGUGGCAGCGGAGGUGUCUGUGGUAGUGAACCAUGUUCUGGAGCUGCUGUGUGAAGCCACAGGUAUCCCCGCCCCCACCCUCACCUGGAUGAAGGACGGACGGCCGCUCCCCCAGACAGACAGCCUGCGCGUCCUCAGAGGAGGGGAGGUGCUCAGGAUCUCCUCCCCACAGCUGGAGGACACAGGGAGGUACACCUGUCUGGCCAACAGUCCUGCAGGAGACGACGAUAAAGAGUUCCUGGUCCGCGUGCAUGUUCCCCCUAACAUCGCUGGGGAGAGCACGCCACAGAAUGUGUCAGUGCUGCAGAACAGACAGGUGACUCUGGAGUGCAAGUCAGACGCUGUCCCUCCCCCAGCACUCACAUGGCUCAAAGACAACAAGCCACUCCAGGCCUCCCCUCGUGUGCGUAUACUGUCCAAUGCGCGUUACCUCCAGAUCAACAUGGCUGAGCUGGGGGAUGGAGCUCAGUACACCUGUGUAGCCAGCAACAUCGCUGGCAAGACCACACGACAGUUCAACCUGGCUGUUAAUGUUGCUCCCACCAUAACAGAGGGCCCUCUGACUGUAGCCGUCCACGUAGACCAGCCUGUAGUGUUGGAGUGUAUCGUGAGUGGAGUGCCCGCCCCCCGCGUCACCUGGAGGAAACAUGGAGCCAUACUGGCAGGAACCAACCCCAGGUACAUGUUUGCUGAGGAUGGCUCGCUCCACGUCCCCUCAGCCCAGGUGACUGAUACAGGACGGUAUCUGUGUAUGGCCACCAACCAGGCUGGGACACAACGCAAGAGAGUCGACCUGCAAGUCCACGUUCCCCCCUCUAUCUCCCGCGGUCCCACCAACAUAACCGUGACAGUGAACGUUCAGACCACCCUCUCCUGUGAGGCUACGGGCAUCCCCAAGCCCACGGUCAGCUGGACCAAGAACGGUCAAACACUCAACACAGACCACAACCAGAAUAUGUACAGGUUACUGUCGUCAGGUUCUCUGGUGGUCAUAGCGCCCACAGUGGAGGACACAGCUGAGUAUGAGUGUGUGGUGUCUAACGAGGCAGGGGAGGAGGCCAGAGCCAUACAGCUCACUGUCCAGGUUCCUCCCUCCAUAGCGGAUGAAGCCACAGAGCUGGUGGUGACCAGACUGUCCCCGCUGGUGAUUGGCUGUACUGCGUCAGGAGUCCCAGACCCCAUACUGCACUGGAGUAAAGAUGGGAUGAAACUCCCCAAGGAGGGGAACGGUUACAGCAUCCUGUCCUCAGGUGCAAUAGAGAUCACGUCUUCUGAGCUGAGUCACUCUGGUCGUUAUUCCUGUGUGGCCAAGAACGCUGCAGGCUCCGCCCAUCGCCAUGUCCAGCUCACUGUACAGGAGGUGCCAGUGAUCCAGGUCCACCCCUCCACUAUGGAUGUGAUUGUUAACAACCCCAUCACCCUCCCCUGCAGAGCUACUGGCUCCCCUCUUCCCACCAUCACCUGGCAGAAAGAGGGCAUCAACAUCCCCAGCACCGGAGGUGUCUUCACCGUGCUGCCUAGCGGUGGGCUGCAGAUCUCCAGGGCUGCUGUGGUAGACUCAGGAACAUAUAUGUGUGUGGCCCAGAACCCUGCUGGCACCGCUCUGGGCAAGAUCAAACUCAGAGUACAAGUCCCUCCAGUGAUCAGCUCCCAGACCCAGAGUUACCUGGUGCCCCUGGACUCCUCUGUCACCAUGCUGUGCCAGGCUGAAGGCUCUCCCUCACCCUCCAUGGCCUGGCAUAAAGACGGGCAGCCUCUCAGCGAGUCUGUGCGCCAGCGGGUCCUGAGCUCAGGGUCUCUGCAGAUAGCAUUCGGCCAGCCCGGGGACACGGGUCGAUACACCUGCACCGCAGCUAACGCAGCUGGCACCAGCAGUCUGGAGAUGAGCCUAACUGUACAGAUCCCUCCCUCUAUCCGUAGAGGGGAGUCGGAGGUGUCUGUGGUGGAGAACAGCCAGGCCCAGAUAGCGUGCGUGGCAGAGGGGGUCCCCCAGCCCACCCUGUCCUGGGAGAAGGAGGGGUCCCCCCUGAGCGACACCUCUGGAGAGUACACCAUCCUGCCUUCUGGGGAGCUGGUCAUCGACAUCGCUCAGCCUGAUGAUGAGGGCAGCUACACCUGUGUGGCCACCAACACGGUAGGUCAGGACAGCUGGACGGUCAGUUUGUCCGUCCACACCCACCCUGCCUUCACUGAGCUGCUGGCAGACGUGGCCCUCAACAAGGGAGAGCGCCUACUAAUGGCCUGUGGGGUCACCGGCAUCCCCCCUCCUAAAAUCACCUGGGCCUUCAACAACAUCAUCAUCCCAGCUCACUAUGACCAUGUGAAUGGACACAGUGAGCUGGUCAUCGAGCGGGUUACCAAAGACAACUCGGGAACCUACUCCUGCAUUGCUGAGAACAGUGUGGGAACCAUCAAGUCCCUGGGCUUUGUCUACGUCAAAGAGCCCCCGAUCAUCAACGGGGACUUCCACUCCAACCGAAUCGAGCACCUGGGGGGUAAUGCCAUCCUAAACUGUGAGGUACGAGGAGACCCCCUGCCCACCAUCCAGUGGAGCAAGAAGGGUGUCAACAUCCAGAUCAGCAACCGUAUCCACCAGCUGGACAACGGUUCUCUGGCCAUCUACGGCACCGUGGUACGACACUGUUAUUAA